AAGUAACUUUAUAUACUUGCUUGGAUGCCGAUGCCGAUAUUGUACAGGGUAAACUUUUCAUGAUUGAUUAUGCUGGUAAACAAUUUCAUCUACAAAAUAUUCUGGUUCUUUGGGCUCAGGCUAAUCCAUAA
Messenger RNA from Racocetra persica, 131 nucleotides. The record is from the annotation of a GenBank genome assembly. NCBI's taxonomy places the organism in Eukaryota, Fungi, Glomeromycota, Glomeromycetes, Diversisporales, Gigasporaceae.